UUCAAAAAUGGAUAAUCCAUCUAAAGAAAUCGACUUAUUAUUGCAAUCUUCAUAUGAUAUGACAAUUCUAACAAAACAAGGAGAGUACAACGUGGACAGCAUGCUCAGUCGGGCUCAUCAUGUUGCUUCACGAAUUUCAUCAAUGUAUAAAUAUGAGAAGCUUUUACAGGACAUGCAAGAUCUCACAGUGAACGGAAAUCGGCGCAAGCUGAUUCUGAACGAUCUACAACGGGAAAAUAAGCAGAUUAUGGCGUUGCAAGACGAGAAUCGUCAGUUGAGAGAAACGACACAGGAAUAUUUGGCCACAAUGAGAAAUAUUCUUGAUUCACACGCCGAGAUUGAGGGCAGUAUUGAGAUGGGUCAAAUGAACAGUGAUAUUGAUGAUGCAGAUAUUGAUCGAAUUAUCUUUGAAAUGGCGAACACAGACCAAGAAGCCAGAUUGAAAAAGAAGGCACUGGAGAUGGAGCUGAUGAUGGAUGAUCUCGAAAAAAUGCGAAAAGAAGAGUAUCAAGAAUUGCAGCUUGCAGUGCAGAGAAACAAGAAUUACAAAGAGCUCUUCAAGCUGGCAUGCUUCUCCAAUCAAUCUGCAAAUAGUAUUUUAAAUUCCGCUAUGAAAAUUAUCAGCGAGGGAGACGGAUUCGAUGACGAUGAAGCUCAAGAAAAUGAAGAUCUGAAUGAGACAAUAAUUCAUAAAAAGCAGUGAUUUAUUAUCGAAAAAAAACAUGUAAAUCAUAAUGAUACCAGCGGUGCUUUAUACCUGACAAAUAAAUAUUGAGAACUUGAAA
This is a messenger RNA of Caenorhabditis elegans, 785 nucleotides long. It is a transcript of the gene sike-1, whose product is annotated as FGFR1 oncogene partner 2 homolog. The record is from RefSeq and is marked reviewed. Bases 8 to 703 code for a protein of 231 amino acids. The transcript is spliced from 6 exons. NCBI's taxonomy places the organism in Eukaryota, Metazoa, Nematoda, Chromadorea, Rhabditida, Rhabditidae.